AUGGGGAACACAGAGAAAUUGCUGAACCAGAUUAUGGAUCUGAAGUUUACGGCCAAGAGCCUCCAACGCCAAGCACGAAAGUGCGAGAAAGACGAGAAAUCCGAGAAACUCAAGGUCAAGAAAGCAAUCGAGAAAGGGAACAUGGACGGCGGUCGAAUCUACGCCGAAAACGCCAUCCGCAAACGCACCGAGCAGAUGAAUUAUCUCAGAUUGGCCUCGCGCCUCGACGCCGUGGUCGCUAGGCUCGAGACCCAGGCCAAGAUGACCACGAUCAGCAAGUCCAUGUCGUCAAUCGUGAAAUCUCUGGAAUCUACGCUUGCCACCGGUAAUUUACAGAAGAUGUCUGAGACGAUGGAUCAAUUUGAGAAACAGUUUGUGAAUAUGGAGGUCCAGGCGGAGUUCAUGGAGAGUUCCAUGGCUGGAAGCACUUCGCUUUCCACACCUGAGGGUGAAGUCAACAGCUUGAUGCAGCAGGUGGCCGAUGAUUAUGGAUUGGAGGUGUCAGUGGGGCUUCCGCAGCCGGCAGCGCACGCGGUGGCGGCAAAGAACACCGAGAAG
Messenger RNA from Ilex paraguariensis (yerba mate), 558 nucleotides. The record is from the annotation of a GenBank genome assembly. NCBI's taxonomy places the organism in Eukaryota, Viridiplantae, Streptophyta, Magnoliopsida, Aquifoliales, Aquifoliaceae.